Messenger RNA from Alosa alosa (allis shad), 2517 nucleotides. It is a transcript of the gene phospho1, whose product is annotated as phosphoethanolamine/phosphocholine phosphatase 1. Gene Ontology annotation, molecular function: phosphatase activity. Bases 570 to 1433 code for a protein of 287 amino acids. Lineage: Eukaryota; Metazoa; Chordata; Actinopteri; Clupeiformes; Clupeidae. The record is from RefSeq and is a predicted model, not a curated record. The transcript has 5 exons.
UAUAUUUGUUCCUAGAAACAGGCGAAGGGAGGCAGGGAGAGGAGCGCAAACCCGUGCAAUGAGGUCCUGAUGGGAGAAGUCGAAAGCAUGUCUUGUGAGUUGCCAUUGAAGUGGCACUCUGCUACAUCUGGGAGGACAUAACCCCACCAGAAACAGGCGAAGGGAGGCAGGGAGAGGAGCGCAAACCCGUGCAAUGAGGUCCUGAUGGGAGACGUCGAAAGCAUAUCUUGUGAGUUGCCAUUGAAGUGGCACUCUGCUACAUCUGGGAGGACAUAACCCCACCAGAAACAGGCGAAGGGAGGCAGGGAGAGGAGCGCAAACCCGUGCAAUGAGGUCCUGAUGGGAGACGUCGAAAGCAUAUCUUGUGAGUUGCCAUUGAAGUGGCACUCUGCUACAUCUGGGAGGACAUAACCCCACCAGGCUAUACUGCAUGCACAGAUUUUAGCCACCGAGGGGAAAUUUGAAAAGACGCCUUACUGACUCAGGUUAACAAAGUGAAGGCGCAAGAAAUUAAAGAAUAACAAGUAGUGCCUAGAGCAACCAAAGAGUGCAGUGAACCCCAUGCAAUCAUGCGGGAUUCUGUUUUCAAUUGCUGUUUUACUCCACCGCAUCCUUCAGCCGCUGAGGUUGAGCUGCCAGCGCACCGCCAUCGUCGUGGAAACAUGGCUGAGGCUCCCUUGCCCAACGACCGCCGGUUCCUGAUCUUCUUCGACUUCGACGAGACGCUGGUGGAUGAGACCAGCGAUGACAUGGUGGUGCAGGCCGCCCCUGGAGGGGUGCUCCCCGGGUGGCUGAAGGACACCUACAGGCCCAACCACUACAACGAGUACAUGCAGCGCGUGCUGGCCUACCUGGCCGAGCAGGGCGUCUCCGAGGCAACCAUGCGCUCCAUCAUCGAGAAGAUCCCGGCCUGCCCGGGGAUCCCGGCGCUCCUGCGAUUCCUCCAGUCUCGUCCGCCGCGGGACUUCGAGGUCGUGUGCGUGUCCGACGCCAACACCUACUUCAUCGAGUCGUGGCUGACACGCGCUGGCUUCCGACCGCUAUUCCUGCGCGUCUUUACCAACCCCGCUCAGUUCGAUCGCGAUGGCCAGCUGCAGCUCAGGCCCUACCACUCCCAUGAGUGCCAGCGCUGUCCGAGCAACUUCUGCAAGGCCGUGGUGGUGCGCGAGUACAUAACCAGACGCAUCCGGGAGAGGGGAGGCCGACCGUUCCAGCGGGUCUUCUAUGUCGGCGACGGGGCCAAUGACUUCUGCCCGUCCUUGACGCUGUCGCCGCGGGAUACCGUUUUCCCGCGCCGGGAUUUCCCAAUGCACCGACUCAUCCAAGAGAUGGCUGAAGCUCAGCCAGGGAAGUUCAGGGCCAACGUGGUGACUUGGGCCAGUGGGGAAGAUGUGAUCAAUACACUCAGGAAGGUAGUAGAGGAGAGGGGGUAGCAAGGCCUGUAGCCUUGGACACACACACACACACACACACAAGCACACACAAGCACACACACACAGAGACACAAGCACACACUGACACUCACAGACACCCUCAACACACUGCACUACACAGAUCACACUACACAACAAAUUAAUGCCAACUCCUCACAACCUAAACCCAUUAACUCAGUAUUUCACAGAUACAAGUAAUCAGCCUCGCUGCCAGGCAUCUCGAUAAUAGUUUUAUGUGCAGCUGAAUGAAGGUUGAGCAAACAGUGUAUUGCAGGGAUUACAAGCUGCUUCGGUUACUUGCAGCAUUUUACUGGUGCUCUUAUGAGGUGUUUAUCCAAGCAGAAACAGAUUGUUGCUAGGCAAAUUAAUAUAACCUUUAGGCUUGAGAGAACACUGUCACUAAGCAAGCCCCUCUCAUCCUGAGAGUGUCUAUAUACAACAAUUGCUGUUGCGACCUAGGUUGUUAAUUAGUUUACACACAAUAAAUUUCCAGGUUAAUAUUAACCGAAACGCUGGCCAGUCCAACCUCUUGCCACAAGGAAAAUUUCAGUCACAUUAGAUGACCACUGUUCAGGUCAACAUUGAAGAUUCCGGAUGUCAUAGUGGAAGCUGUCAAUCAACAUAAGUCUUAAAAUUAGCCUACCAAUGUGUACUUUACUAAUGUCUAUAUGUCAGAGAGUACAUGAGCCAAUACAAAUCAGUUGAGGAACAAUAACAUCAUGCUGUUUAACCAAUUAAGAUACAACAACCAGCAAUUCUUUGGAAUAUGUGGAAAAUGGGAUUUUCUAAUAAUAAGCCUCCCAGACUGUCCCAGUUUUGUUUUAUUAGUGCCUGGCAUUGGAACACACAUUUAUGAGUUGUUGUUUGGAUGAUCUACAGAAAUGGUUAAUGCUAGAUGUUACUUGUGAAAAUAUGUAUUGUGCCUUUGAAUUGUCUCUGGCUGCCUGUCAGUCUAGCUGUUUGUUUAGCUUUGCAUGUUUGUAUUUGUCUUCUAGUUCUAUUGUGUUCGUCUGUCUUGUAUGUCUCUACUCAGGGUCUGUAUACAGCUGACCUCUUACCAACAGGAAUAAAGCCAUUCAAAAAA